Molecule: messenger RNA, 1062 nt
Organism: Lentinula edodes (shiitake mushroom)
Lineage: Eukaryota; Fungi; Basidiomycota; Agaricomycetes; Agaricales; Omphalotaceae
Product: Clavaminate synthase-like protein
Exons: 6
Coding region: 1-1062 (353 amino acids)
Molecular function (GO): dioxygenase activity
Source: RefSeq, a predicted model, not a curated record
AUGCCAGUACCCGUCAGAGAGCUUCCAGAAUGGCCCUCCAACGUCGAGGCCCACCCGUUGCUUGUAAUCGAUUACCAGUUGUUAAAGGCUGGCGACGAGACUGAAAUUAACCGGCUCUGGGAAGCUGGAACAAACCUGGGUUUCUGGUACUUGAAGAAUCAUGGGGCCGAACAAGAUUUUGUUGCUAUGUGGGGUAUGGGCGAGGAGGUCUUCAAGCUGCCUUUGGAGGAGAAGAUGAAGUAUGAGCAGGGAGACGAGGGGCUUUCCUUCGGCUAUAAAGCCGUUGGCCACUACAUCGUCGACGCUGCCGGUAAUCCCGACCCUGUCGAAGGUGUCAACGUUGCCAAGGAUGACGCCCUUUCCUACCCUAAAGUAUCCCGUAGAGAAUACCCAACAGUUAUCAACGAUCUUAUGGAUCCCAUUGUCACGCCCUUCGUCGAAAAGUGCGUGGACAUCAGCAACACUAUGAUUGGAAUCUUCAACGACAAACUCGGGUUGCCGGAGGGAGCAUUAGCCAAAUUACAUGGGCGCAACGAUUUCAGCGCGAGUGAAACGCGAACGAUAAAGGCUCCUGCCAACCUCACACCAGGUAAACUUGCCAUCGGAGGUCACACAGACUUCGGAACCUUGAGUCUGUUGGUUAACAACCUCGGCGGGCUGCAGGUUCUCCCGCCUGGAAAUACCGAAUGGUCAUACGUCAGGCCAUUGCCAGGACAUAUGAUUUGCAACGUCGGUGACACACUGACUAUGUUCAGCGGGGGUUUGCUCAAUUCCAAUAUUCACCGUGUCGUCCCUCCCCCUGGAUCGCAAUCGAAACAUGAUCGGUGGUCGCAGGUUUACUUCACCAGGCCUGCAGACAAUGCUCCUCUGUUGCCGUUGCUAGAAAGUCCGAUUAUUUCUGAAGCUUUUAACAAGCUUAGUCCGGAAAGGCAGGCCAGUCUCAGUCCCGGCGUUACUUCCUGGGAUUGGUUCACCAGGAGACAGAAGAAUUACCGAACUAAGAACCACAAGGGUGCAGAUACAUGGGCCGCCAACAGAGGAACCGAGCACGGGCGAGCAUAA